This is a messenger RNA of Chaetomium fimeti, 3612 nucleotides long. RefSeq lists its product as uncharacterized. NCBI's taxonomy places the organism in Eukaryota, Fungi, Ascomycota, Sordariomycetes, Sordariales, Chaetomiaceae. Bases 243 to 3518 code for a protein of 1091 amino acids. The record is from RefSeq and is a predicted model, not a curated record. The transcript has 3 exons.
AGAAUGCGUGUCAAGGCAUUUUUAGCUACGCCGCACACAGCCACGACCCGGGGCAAAACGCAGCCCCGUUGUAUCUGAGGUAUUUGUCCCAACCCAUCCCAGUCAUAUUCGCCGGUUCAUGCCGCUGGGCCAGGAGCGUGCCCCGGUCAAUUCACCAACCCACGGACCCCUUUAUAGUGCCGCCGCUGGUGGUACUCUUCUGGGUGUUGGGCCACAAUUCCGCCGAACGUCACAGAUCCGUGAUGGAGUCGACAACUACGUUUACCAGCGGCCGGCCGCUUCUCGGUUCGUUCAAGAAUUUCGCCGCUAGUCAACGCUCUGAGGCUGAGAAGGUAAGAGCGGGGAGGGCCCGGGUUGACAAGGAGGUAAAGCUCGCAGAACUCAAACGAUUUGCGGCCGAAUUCAAAUUGCAAACGCCCACACCAAACGAUCUCUUAAGCUUCACAUACGUGCCGAAGGAGGGGGAGGCCGCCUCCAGCACAGUUUCGCAUCACAAGCUCACGGGAGAGUCAGGGGACUCACCCGGAGAGCUGGAUGAUAACCUGGAUCCGCCACAGUCAAUUAAUAGUGCCGCGGCUCCAUCAACGAUCGGCUCCUCGUCAUUUAUUAGCGCGCUGACACGAGGAACACGCGAGACGCGUAGCACGGCUCCAACGUCUACUUCGGACCUCUUCUCUCACGAUGAUCCAAGGAAACAGCCGGGUAUCGGUUGGGGGGCUCUAGAAGACAUCCAAGAGGGAGAGGAAGAGGAUGUGGUUCAAGAGGUCCAUGGCGUCGCGGUGCCGGAGCCGGGGGAAGCGGAUGGAUUCGACGGCCACUCACUAGCAUCUCAGGGGUCUACUGUAUACACCCCCGAACAGCGAAACGAUAUGGUCUCGAGGAUGACGGGAGCGAUUCUAAGAGAGCUACAAAGGAAUUCGAGUUAUCAUGCGGUCAACGACUCAUCACGAGAGCACAUCCUCCCCCAUCUUCAAUCGGCGUUGAAGGACUUCGCCGAAACUGCCGAGGUCGACCCAUCCAUUCAAAUCCAAGGGAAAGCCCUCAGGAUGGUUCGCCGCCUCCGACCACAAAUUACAAGCCAACUUCAUACAUCUGUCCUUGGCCUCGCCGAAAGCGCAGACACGCAACGCACCCCUAUAAGGAUAGGGGAGGACGUGGAUAAAAUGGAACUUCGGGACAUAAUAACUCGUUGGGGCGCGACAAACCCGGGGUUACUUGGUGGGAGUGAGACUCAACUGGAACCCACCGUCAACCAAGACCACACGUUGUGGUACCCGGAGAUACGUGCGGCAUCCGCACCGGCCUCGAGUGUGUCCGUCAGGACGUGGAGCAUCCCUGACUCAAGUCUACCCGAUGAAGACACGACAAACGUCUAUGGGGCGUCUGUUGAUCCUUCAAGUGUCUUGCAGCACUUUACCAGCCAGCCCUCUUUCCGGAACCUGGUCAGGAAAACGGAAGCGCUCUUUGAGCAGUAUCACAGUAACAAGAUGGACCUCAUUCGCUUGCGGACUUCGCUGGCAAUUCGUCGACAGGCGGCGAAACCGUCUGGCGAUGUGCCCCCCUCAUCUCUCGUCCGUGCCGUCUUCCAUGUCGGGUGGGAUUUGAAGAGUUUUCUCAUCAGUAAUUACGACAAUGGCGUUUAUCAAGAACUCGAUAGGAUUCUCGCCAUUACCGGAGAUACCGAUAAGGCACAGCUGUGCUCCGUUGGGAGAUAUCUCAAGCAAUGGUGGCCAAGUUGCAGCUCUGAGUUGCUCCAGGCUAUUGGAGCUGUGUUGCCUACUCCGAACCCGAACAAUAGCGUGCUUUCACGGGACCGGGCAGAAGGUUCCGUGGUGACCGACCAGGAAAUCAAAGUAUUCAGCGUCGAAGGCACUGAGGGCUUUGUCAUUUCCAUCGCCCAACAGAUAUCGUGGCUGGCAGCAGCUUGUCAGGAGAAGCAGGCUGAGCGCACAUACGGUUAUGUCGGAUUCUCGGAAUUGGACGAGGCUACUAGUACGCAACUCAGCGUACCCAGCUUCAGAAUCGACGUGAACCUGGAGAGAGCUCCCUCCGGUUCAAGCGGCCACUGCUGGAACAGUUUGGUUGGGCCUGCCGUCAUCAUCACGGGCUUCCCAAUACCGGAACGGGAUCUCGGCGAGCAAGGCCUUGAAAUUUCCGUCCCCGAUAUGGCGGCGCUAGCAAGGAUUCCGCAAGCCGUAUCGUUCAACGGCGGCAUGGUUUUCAAGGGAAGAUGCCGCGCUCUUGUCCCCACGGUCUCGCUAGGCCCUUCGACCCAAUGGCAUCUCAUCGAUACGAGCCCUAAAAAGCUAGACUGGAGUCAGAUUGACGAGACUUGUCGCACCAGGCUGCGCGGUCUCCCAAGGCAAGACGUCUUUUGGGAUAGACGAUCGUUUCUCGGGUGGUGCGCUAUAGCUUCCAACCUGCUAGCAACUCCCACGUACAACUACAAGGCCAUCCAAUAUUCCAAUGCUGGCAGACCAUCAAGGUGGGCGCAAGCAGACAAGCUCGCCGUUGGCUUCAGCCAGUGGGCUACCCUCCAGGCGGAGGUGACAGUCGGGAAGAGAGACGGGUUUCAACGCCAGAGAGCAGAGGAUUACGAGACCUUGCUUCAGGACGCCAGCGACACCCAUGUCAUCUUACACGACACAGCCUGCCGAAGGGCUUACCAGACAAACGCCGAAGAUCUCAUCCUCCAUAUGCUGCAUCACCGAAGAGGUUUGAAUCCGCCAUCACCACAACAACUGGGAGGGCCCGGGAAGCCCACUCCAACCAUCUCGUUCACCCACCCGGAUCGUAGGGUUCGGACAACCCGCGAGGUGAUGCUCGAAAACGCCGACAGGGCUUUUUCCACACCGCGUUCUCUGUCGGACGGCAAGCCGGGCUUGAAGUGCUUCGUGGAGGAAGUCGAGAUGCUAUGGUCCACCAUCGACGGGGUCUGGGCACACACCUAUGCGUCCAGCGAAGGGAAGCACCCGCUGUGGAAGUUUGACCUCAACUUUGGGCAGGCCAUCUGUGGCUGGGAGUACAUGGACCUGAUGAACAAGUCAAGGCAUAUGGACGCCAAGGCGGUCCAGCUCAGCAAGACGUGUGGGCGGUGGAAUGACUACGCCAAGGAUAUCAAGGCCGUGGUGCUUUUCGGGGCCCAAUUCGGCGACGUCCUCACACCGAUACAGCCGAAUACCGCGUGCCCGAUGGUUUCUUCGGUUCCACGGGACAGCUGCUACCUGGCCGUCCCGGUCAGAACCGUGGAGCAGCUGUUUGAUCGACAGGGUGCAUCACAGAGCCAAACGAGACUGACAAGCUCAGGGCUUGCACUGAAGGCGUCCGAAAGAGUCUUCCAUGCUUGCAAUCCGGGGCCGCAGGCACAUAAUCUAGAUUGCAGUUCAGAACACCUGGUUCAUCUAGUCAGCCAGGGGAAGUUCAGGAAGCCACGCGAGCGCAUAGCCCUCGAUAAGUACCAGGACGGCGCUAUCAUAAUUGGCGGAACGGGUGGCGGGGUGUUGCUGCGGCGGUACUAAGUAUCUCAGCGUCACAAACCGGGUUAGGGAUGAAGGGUAGACACUGCCGGCAUUGUGUAUAAUGAGAGCAGCUUGAUGAAUGGGGCAAGAUUUG